Enhydra lutris kenyoni (northern sea otter) is the source of this 1440-nucleotide messenger RNA. RefSeq names its product purinergic receptor P2Y2. Gene Ontology annotation, molecular function: G protein-coupled UTP receptor activity; A1 adenosine receptor binding; G protein-coupled purinergic nucleotide receptor activity. NCBI's taxonomy places the organism in Eukaryota, Metazoa, Chordata, Mammalia, Carnivora, Mustelidae. Gene Ontology annotation, biological process: phospholipase C-activating G protein-coupled receptor signaling pathway; blood vessel diameter maintenance; positive regulation of mucus secretion. The record is from RefSeq and is a predicted model, not a curated record. The transcript has 2 exons. The coding region runs from base 58 to 1191 and encodes 377 amino acids. Gene Ontology annotation, cellular component: plasma membrane.
UGCCUCUGGCCCUCCGGUUGUAGUUUGCCUAUCCCUGUCCUGAAGUUUUAGAGGGCGAUGGCCACAGCCCUGGGACGCUGGAACGGCACGGCCAAUAACUCUUGGGAAGGGGACGAGUUGGGCUACAAGUGCCGUUUCAAUGAGGACUUCAAGUACGUGCUGCUGCCCGUGUCCUAUGGCGUGGUGUGCGUGCUGGGGUUGUGUCUGAAUGCCGCGGCGCUCUACAUCUUCCUCUGCCGCCUCAAGACCUGGAACGCGUCCACCACGUACAUGUUCCACCUGGCCGUGUGCGAUGCGCUCUACGCCGCCUCCCUGCCGCUGCUGGUCUACUACUACGCGCGCGGCGACCACUGGCCCUUCAGCACGGUUCUGUGCAAGCUCGUGCGCUUCCUCUUCUACACCAACCUGUACUGCAGCAUCCUCUUCCUCACGUGCAUCAGCCUGCACCGCUGCCUGGGGGUCCUGCGGCCGCUGCGCUCGCUGCGCUGGGGCCGCGCGCGCUACGCCCGCCGGGUGGCGGCCGCCGUGUGGGUUCUGGUGCUGGCCUGCCAGUCCCCCGUGCUCUACUUCGUCACCACCAGCGCGCGCGGUGGCCGCAUCACCUGCCACGACACGUCCGCGCCCGAGCUCUUCGGCCAGUUCGUGGCCUACAGCUCUGUGAUGCUGGGGCUGCUCUUCGCCGUGCCCUUCGCCACCAUCCUGGUGUGCUACGUGCUCAUGGCUCGGCGGCUGCUGAAGCCGGCCUACGGGACGUCGGGAGGCCUGCCGCGGGCCAAGCGCAAGUCGGUGCGCACCAUCGCGGUGGUGCUGGCCGUCUUCGCGCUCUGCUUCCUGCCCUUCCACGUCACGCGCACUCUCUACUACUCCUUCCGCUCGCUGGACCUCAGCUGCCACACCCUCAAUGCGGUCAACAUGGCCUACAAGAUCACGCGGCCGCUUGCCAGUGCCAACAGCUGCCUGGACCCUGUGCUCUACUUCCUGGCCGGGCAGAGGCUUGUGCGCUUUGCCCGAGAUGCCAAGCUGCCCACCGACCCCACUCCGGUGGCCCCAGCUCGCCGCAGAGUGGGCCUGCGCAGGUCGGACAGGACUGACAUCAAGAGGACCAGAGAGGUAUCGACCAGCAGUGAGGACUCUAGGCGGACAGAGUCGACACCAGCUGGUGGUGAGAACACUAAGGACAUCCGGCUGUAGGACCUGAGCCCCUCAGGCCUGUGCAAGUUCAUAUAGGGGCUGGGGCUAUAGGGACUAGGACUUCUGCAGAUGGGAUAUUCUCCCUAGAUAGGGCCCCAUUAGUGACUCAUGCCUGAUGGUCAAGGGAGUCGUGACCUCAGUGCUCUGUCAUUUGGCAGGGGCUCAGCAUGCUGUCUGUGGCCCAGAGAUCUCAACAGUCCCUAGGACGCCUGUCACAAUUUGUGUGUGUGAGUUGGGGAAUAAGGCUUC